Molecule: messenger RNA, 1404 nt
Organism: Aspergillus brunneoviolaceus CBS 621.78
Lineage: Eukaryota; Fungi; Ascomycota; Eurotiomycetes; Eurotiales; Aspergillaceae
Product: isocitrate lyase/PEP mutase family protein
Exons: 1
Coding region: 415-1185 (256 amino acids)
Molecular function (GO): catalytic activity
Source: RefSeq, a predicted model, not a curated record
CUGCUUUUAACAUGAAGGUAAUCAAAUCAGGAAUACAUGUCCAAACUACCUCGUAAGGUAUAGCUGCAGGCUUCCUUUUCCGGCCACCAAGAUAUCAUCGGGUUCAUGGAACAUACCAUGACUCUCCAAUUCAAGAACUAGCCUCUACUGCCUAGAGCUGAAUACGAGCCGGCUGCCUAGAUGACUCAUUUUCUCGAGCUUGAUUUUCGGGCUGUCUUGUUCAUGCUGUAGCGAAGACUCCUUGAAUUGGAUAUGUAUAACUUGAAUGAAAAUCCAUCACCAUAAAGCUUAUCCCAAGACCGGACUCAACAACCGCUACCACCACUUCCCCGGGGCCAUCCAAGAUAAUCUCCCCUUCCAGAACCGAACCCCCUUUCUCCCAAUUCAAAUACAACAACCAAAAGGCAAACCACAAUGACCACCCCUCAAAACACGCUCGCCCAACACUUCAAAUCCCUCCACCGCCCGCGCCACCCCUUAAUCCUCGCCAACGUCUACGACGCCGCCACCGCCCAAACCGUCGCCUCCUUGCCCUCCGCCCGGGCCAUCGCAACCGCCAGCUACGCCGUCGCCGCCGCUGCCGGCACGUCGGACGAGGAACUCCCGUGCGACGAGCUCCUCGGCUCCGCGACCGCCAUCGCCUCCGCCGUCCGCCCCACCGGCAAGCCGCUCAGCAUCGACAUCCGCGACGGCUACAACACGCGGCUCCCCAUGAUCGUGCAGGAGCUCCUGGAUGCAGGGGUCGUCGGCGUCAACCUGGAGGACUUCGACAACGCCGCCAAGACGAUGUACAGUCGCGCGGAGGCAGUCCAGCGCAUCCGGACAGUGUUGGGCAGGGCGCGCGCGGCGGGCGUGCCGGACUUUGUGGUCAACGCGCGGUGCGACGCGCUUCUGCAUGGCGGCACACUGGAGGAGGUGAUUGCGCGCGGGCGGGAAUAUUUGGCGGCCGGGGCGGCGACGGUGUUUGUGUGGGGUGGGGCGACGAGGGGUGGGACUACGCGGGAAGAGGUGGGGCGGUUGGUCGAGGCGUUUGAGGGGAGGUUGAAUGUUAAGGCUGUUCCUGGGGGUUUGACAACGAAGGAGUUGGCGGCGAUGGGGGUGGCUAGGGUGAGUGUGGGGCCGGCGUUGUUGGUCGCGGCGUUGGAGCGGGUCAGGGAGGUUGCUGAGGGGUUGCUGACAGAAUAAGGUGGGGGGGUCUGAGGUAGUGGAUUCUGUGGGCGAGGAAGGAUCUACAUGUUGGCAGUGGAAAUUAUGGGGAUCGAUGCAUGUGCGUGUGAACUGAAGGAAGCGGACACUGUGUACAAACACUUGCGAAGAAUUCGUGUAUAUGAUUCCAUAUCAAAUAUCUCGAGCCGGUCAACGAUCGUCAUUUCGGUGAUGCGAUUGCGUCCCCUCCCCACCCAA